UUUUCGUCUGCAGUUGCUGCUGCAGCACAGAAGUUUAUAUAAUGUGGUCUAGUUUUGUUGUAUUUUUCUGUAUUGCUGUAGCUUUCUGUGACAGAGUUUCUAGGGAGGAUGAAAAAUCUCAUCAUAUACCUGAUAGGAGUGUUUACAAUAUAAGCUAUGCGGCUUCCGAUGGUACUGAACGACACGAAACAGGUCUACUGAGGCAGAAAGGAGAUACAAGUUUUCUGGUAGUGAAAGGCAUAUACAGUUGGCUGACAGCUAGAGGCACAUGGCAGGUCACCUACGAAGCAGAUGAAAAUGGAUUUAGAUCAGAGACAGUCCUAUUGCCACCUCGACUGCGUGCACCUAUUCUUAAUAUCAGAAUUCAAACAAAUGGAAUUGCUUCUUUAGUUGGUGGAGGACUGGGUUGAUGAAUAAACGUUAGCUCAGUUUCUUAUUUUCGAUCAAAACACCGCCAAAAAUGCCAGUGAGGUACAUCAGAUCAGUACUAGAGUAUACAGGGGUGCAUUUGUAUAUCACUUGGCAAUGUAAUACUGUACACAGUAAUGGAAUGUAACUAGAUUGACAACUGAAAUUUUACUCUGGAAUACUGUGAAAGCGUAAAUUAUUACAGAGUCAUGUAAUGACACUUGAUGACACCCGCAUGGGCAUCAUGUAAAAAACCUAUAAAAUAUCAAAACAAAAAACCUAUAAAAUGUCACCUUGCAAACUAGGAAGUUUUUAGGGUGCAAAUAGUCAUCCCACGUUUGCUCACUUUUGUGAACGUUCAUCUAAGGAGCAAUCACUCAAUUAAACUAAACGCAUUAUUGGUUGCAUAUGUUGUGUGAUACCAAAUGGUUCUUGUCUGUAGUUUUUAUCUCUGAGAAGACAGUUUAUGUGUAUUGGUCUGUAUGUGUAUAAAAUCAGUGAUAUUUGCUGUGUGAGAAAAUCGUUACUUAAUAUGCUGCCAAUGAAGUAUAUCUAUUGGCUGUGCCUGACGGGUUAUUUUUAUGUUGUGCUUUCUGAAGAGAGGUUAUGUUCAAUGUUAUAAAUUACGAAAAACUGGGGAGAAUUGCGAGAAAUCAUCACCGCGCCCGCGGUGUGUGUAAUUACUGUUAGCAUGUACGUAUAUAUGGCUUGUAAUUCGACAGUGUACAGUGAAUAUAAUUAUUGCUUAUCUCUCUCACUUUUGAAAUUCAGCAAGAUUGUAUAUGUAAUUUCCAGAAUGGAUAAGAAAAAGUGAAUGCGCAACUAGCUUUGAAUCUCAAUAAAGUGUAUUUGAGACAAGAACCCAAUGUAAUUAUCAUCAACACAUACAACUUACAGCUUAGACCUCCAGUAAUGCCAUCUCAGAAGCAGAUUUUACAUCACAUCAGAGCCAAAGUUUGAUAACAAGCUACAUGACGUUUAGGCAACACUUACAACUAAGUGCUGAGUUAAUAUCUUGUAGAAAAAACUUACAUAAUGUCAAAAAAAAAAACAGCAUAAUGUCAAAAAAAUCGGCAUAAGGUCACUUUUCAAUUCACGUGAUACCCGUGCCGACUGAUUUCUAACCACGUUGUAUGCGACCAUUGAAGUUAUUAUAAGAGAUCCUAGGGAUACGAGAUAGCAUUCAUAAUGAAAAACAUAGGGUAAAGUGGUGCAAACACGACACGAUUUUUAAAUCUUUUAAUUUUUUGUCAACAAAAAACCGGACUUUAAGGCUUUGUUAUAUUGCCGUGUAUAUAGAAAGCCAUGUAGUAUACCUCACGUUAAAAAAGGUUCAUAAUAUUCAUAAUGAAGGGCGUUUUUGUUAAAAAACCGUGUCUCGUUUUUAACCACCAUUUAGGCUAAAAACGAGACAGUGAGAGGUUAAAAACAAGACACUGUAUUUUCUGGCCUUUUAGUCAUUUUACAUCAGUGUGGCAAAAUAUGAGACUCUGGGGAAUAAAAACGAGACACACUGCAAGGG
Acanthoscelides obtectus is the source of this 1930-nucleotide messenger RNA. Lineage: Eukaryota; Metazoa; Arthropoda; Insecta; Coleoptera; Chrysomelidae. The record is from the annotation of a GenBank genome assembly.